AUGAAGCCGCAGCAGACAGUACUCGUCUUCAAGCCUUCGCUCAAGAAGGAGAGCGACCGCAAGGCGCAGCUCGCCACCAUCCAGGCGUCUCGCGCUCUCAGCGAGGUCAUCCGAACCACGCUGGGACCGCGCGCGAUGCUCAAGAUGAUGCUCGAUCCUAUGGGCGGGAUCGUCAUCACCAACGACGGAAACGCAAUAUUGCGCGAGAUUGACGUCUCAAAUCCGGCAGCAAAGAGCCUUAUCGAGUUGAGCCGGUCGCAGGACGAGGAGGUCGGCGACGGCACCACCAGCUGUGUCAUCCUCAGCGGACAAAUGCUCUCCAACGCAGAGCCGCUCCUCAAGCGCGACAUCCACCCCACGAAAAUCGUUGACGGAUACAUGGAGGCGCUCGAGGACGCGCUCGAGGUGAUGGAUGAGAUCUCGACGCAGAUAGAUCUGGAUGACGAAGAGGCUGUGAAGAGCGUGAUACAGUCCAGUCUCGAAACCAAGUUCUCCAGCAAGUGGGGCAACCUCAUCGCGUCACUAGCGCUCAAUGCCGUGCGCAGGGUCAAGGUGACACGCCCAAAUGGACGGAACGUGAUCGACAUUAAGCGAUACGCCAAGGUCGAGAAGAUACCCGGAGGCAUGCCAGAGGAUUCGGUGGUGCUUGAUGGAAUACUGGUCAACAAGGAUGUUGUACACCCGAGCAUGUCACGGCGCAUAGAGAAUCCCCGCAUACUCAUAUUGGACUGCACUCUGGAGUACAAAAAGGGUGAAUCCCAAACCAUCGUCGACAUCACCGACGAAGCGGGGUGGGCCAAGCUGCUGGAGCAGGAGGAGACCGAGAUAUUUAACAUGUGCCAAAACAUUAUACAAACAGGAUGCAACGUGGUGGUCACGGAGAAAGGUGUGUCUGACCUCGCGCAACACUUCUUGUCCAAGGCUGGCAUCAGCUGCAUAAGGCGGAUCCGUAAAACCGACGCCAAUAGGUUGGCACGCGUCACCGGAGCUACUAUAGUAAACCGGACUGAAGAGGCGUUGCCAAACGAUGUUGGUACUGACUGUGGACUUUUCGAGGUCAGGAAAAUUGGGGAUGAGUACUUUUCGUACUUCGUCAAAUGCAAGGACCCCAAGGCGUGCUCUGUUAUCCUCAGGGGGUCGUCCAAGGACGUUCUCAAUGAAAUAGAGCGCAACCUACAAGAUGCCAUGAAUGUGUGCCGCAAUAUCAUGCUAGAAGGCAAGCUGCUUCCGGGAGGAGGAGCCACGGAAAUCGAGGUUUCGUGCCGCCUUAACGCCAAACUCGACAGCAAGGCCGGGCUCAAGAGGUGGUCUUACCGUGCCGCCGCUAAGGCAUUUGAGGUCAUUCCCAAGACUUUGGCGCAGAAUUGCGGCGCUAAUCCAGUGCGUGUGAUCACCGAACUGACCUCGCUCCAUUCCGCUGGUAAUGUGAAUGCAGGAUUGGACGGCGAAACCGGUGAAAUAUGCGACACCAUGAAAAAACAGAUCUUCGACACCUAUGCAGUUAAGGCUCAAGUAUUCAAGAGCGCCAUAGAGGCCACGUGUAUGCUGCUCCGUAUCGACAUGAUCGUCUCCGGUAUCGGAAAGCGCGAGGAGCCCUCGGUCGGCGAAAAACUCGCUGUCAACGAGGAGGCGCUGGAUGCCCAAGCUUAA
Babesia ovata is the source of this 1650-nucleotide messenger RNA. Its product is annotated as CCT chaperonin gamma subunit. The transcript is spliced from 2 exons. Gene Ontology annotation, cellular component: chaperonin-containing T-complex. The record is from RefSeq and is a predicted model, not a curated record. Gene Ontology annotation, biological process: protein folding. NCBI's taxonomy places the organism in Eukaryota, Apicomplexa, Aconoidasida, Piroplasmida, Babesiidae. Gene Ontology annotation, molecular function: ATP hydrolysis activity; ATP-dependent protein folding chaperone; ATP binding. Bases 1 to 1650 code for a protein of 549 amino acids.